This is a messenger RNA of Ceratitis capitata (Mediterranean fruit fly), 1749 nucleotides long. It is a transcript of the gene Hacd2, whose product is annotated as very-long-chain (3R)-3-hydroxyacyl-CoA dehydratase. Gene Ontology annotation, cellular component: endoplasmic reticulum membrane. Bases 230 to 1357 code for a protein of 375 amino acids. Gene Ontology annotation, molecular function: 3-hydroxyacyl-CoA dehydratase activity. Gene Ontology annotation, biological process: very long-chain fatty acid biosynthetic process; sphingolipid biosynthetic process; fatty acid elongation. The transcript is spliced from 6 exons. NCBI's taxonomy places the organism in Eukaryota, Metazoa, Arthropoda, Insecta, Diptera, Tephritidae. The record is from RefSeq and is a predicted model, not a curated record.
UUAUCUAAAAUUUCUCGAUAGCGAACAUUUGAAUAUCGACCUGUAGAACAUUCAGCUAAUCGAUCUCUUUUUGUUUUGUCUGACAUUCGCUUUUGGCAUUUGUAGAAUAGAAAAUUGUUUAAGUGCUUGUAAAUCAAUAUAGUUAUUUAUAUAUUCAAUUUAAAUUUUAAUAUGAAUUAGAAAAUAUCCAAUUAAGUAUCCCAGUGGGCAAAAUUGAAACUUAGUUCAAAUGGCUAACAAAACAAAUUCACUGCAUCCCUUGGUAUAUUGGGCACAAACAAAGGAUCAAAUAACUCUAAAAGUUGACUUAAAAGAUGCAAAGGCUCCUUACGUUCUCUUCGCGGAAAAGUCUGUGAAAUUUUCCUCUGAGGGAUACGGCGCAUGCGGCUUUAAUGCGUAUAAUUUUGAACUAAUAUUUUACAGUAACAUUGAUGAAGAACAUUGCAGCUAUCGAGUUUACGACAGCAAAGUGGAGCUGCUUAUUCAGAAAUGCGAAUGCAAUUCAUGGCCCCGUUUGAUUUCUAUACCACAAAAACCACAUUGGCUAAGAAUUGAUUUUGAUCGUUGGCAAACCGAGGAAGAAAUGCUUGAAGAUGAAAAGCCUAGAAAUGUCUUGGAAGACUAUUCGAAAGAACUUCAAAGAGUACAAAAAGAAGAAUUUGGAUACUUGAAAGAAAGCACUAAAAAAGUUUAUAUGGUGUUUUACAAUUUGGCUCAAUUCAUUGGUUAUUUAUACAUUCUUAUUGUGAUGGGUUUAAUGUAUUACCGCGAUGGCAUUAUGUCAAUGCCUAAAACCUACGAAUCUGUGGGUAAUGCAAUGAAAUUUUGUCAGCUGCUACAAUAUCUCGAGGUACUUCAUCCCAUUUUCGGUUAUACAAAAGGCAGUGCACUCAUGCCGUUCUUUCAAGUUUCGGGACGCAAUUUCAUACUGUUUUUCAUGGUGGAAAUGGAGGAGCGUAUGCAAACGAAACCAGUUAUAUUUUAUGUUUUCGUUAUUUGGUCAAUUGUCGAAGUAAUUCGCUAUCCAUACUAUUUGUCAAACAUUUUUAACUUAGAAAUUCGGCUGUUGACAUGGCUGCGAUAUACUAUUUGGAUACCACUAUAUCCUAUGGGCAUAUUAUGCGAAGGAGUAAUUAUUCUGCGUAAUUUACCAUAUUUUGAAGAAACAAAGAAAUUGACGGUUGAAUUGCCCAACAAGUGGAAUUUUUAUUUUAGUAUGACUGGAUUUAUGAAAAUAUAUUUACUGUUACUAAUACUACCAGGAACUUUUUUGGUUAUGUCCCACAUGGCUAAGGUACGAGCAAAAAAGCUUAAAGGAAAACGAGUUGGAAGCAAUUUCAAUAGCGAUUGUAAAUAAUAAUAACAUAAUCAAAGAACACUACAUAACAGCAUGCAAAAUAUCAUCGGUCGUAAAUUAGAGAGAAAAAUCAUGGCACAGCUCUCAUGCUUGUUUGAAACCUUAUUUACUGUUAAUACUCUCGAUAAUCAGCUAUAUCAUUAAUGAGACCCGGUAGUGACAAAUAUUAAUUAUUUCAGCGUUACAACACUCAUGUGUUCAAUACGAAUGGGAAAUACUUGUAUAUUUUCAAAAAUGCAUUCUAUUCGUAUUUUGGCCUUUUAUUUCUUUGAAACACAUUAAUUUACUGUAAAAUUAGCUCCAUUUUACUUAGUACGAUGAUUAAGCUGUCAAAAUGUAUUUAUUCAUUUAAAUAAAGCUUAUUUAAAAAAAUUACAUAAAUAAAUUAUAAU